AUGGUCUUCUAUCCCAUGAAAUGGAUCCCUCCUCUCCCCGAAAUCCCCGACACGGUGCCCAUAUGCGAUUUCAUGCUGGACGAGAAGCACGGCCGGAGCCCGUACUCCAAGUCCAAGGACGCCUACACCUGCGGCCUGACGGGCAAGAGCGUCUCGGCGCGACAACAGAAGGACGAUGUGGACAGCCUGUCACGUGCGCUGGCCAAAGAGUUUGGCUGGGGGGUCAAUGAGGGCACCGAAUAUGACAAGGUCGUGGGCAUCUUUGCGCUGAACACGAUAGACAUCAUGACGCUGAACUGGGCUAUCCACAGAAUCAACGGCGUGUCCGCCCCCGCCAACGCCGCCUUCAACGCCGACGAGCUGAGCUAUCAACUCACGAACUCCGGAUCCAAGGUGCUGUUCACCGUGAUGCCGCUGCUGCAAACCGCCCUGGAAGCCGCGGCCAAGUCGAACAUCCCGCGGAAGAACGUCUAUAUCUGUGAAAUGCCAAACGACCCUCCCAUCCCCAGCGAAUUCAAGACUCUGUCCCAAUUGACCAAGGAGGGCCGCUCGCUGCCAGCGCUAGAGCCUAUCAAGUGGGAGAAGGGCCAGGGUGCACGGCAGACCGCAUUCCUGUGCUACUCCAGUGGCACCUCGGGACUGCCGAAAGGAGUCAUGAUUUCCCACCGGAACGUCAUCGCCAACACCGUCCAGAUCUCUGUCUAUGACCAGCCCAGCCGCGACGCAAUUGCCCCGGGCUAUCGUGAUGUGGCUCUCGGCCUGCUCCCUCAGUCGCACAUCUACGGGUUGAUCGUCAUCUGCCACUCUUCGACGUACCGCGGCGAUCAAGUCAUUAUCCUCCCAAAGUUCGACCUGAACAACUAUCUCAAUGGCAUCCAGAAUUUCAAAAUCAACACCCUCUACAUCGUGCCGCCCAUCAUCAUCGCCAUGGUCAAGAAUCGGGAUCUGACCAGCAAAUAUGACCUGUCGAGCGUGACCUCCAUCUUUACGGGGGCUGCGCCGCUGGGCAAAGAGACCGCCGAGGAAUUGGCGUCGCAGUUCCCCGCCUGGAAGGUCCGACAAGGCUACGGCCUCACCGAGACGUGUACGGUCGUAUGCUCGACGUCUCCAAGCGACAUCUGGUUUGGUUCUUCGGGAUGUCUGAUCCCCGGGUACGAGGCCAAAGUCAUGAGCAUUGAGGGGCACGAGAUCACCGGGUACAAUCAACCGGGUGAACUCCUCGUCAAGUCUCCCAGCGUCGUGCUCGGAUACUUGAAGAAUGAGAAGGCCACAAUGGAGACGUUUGUGGACAUGCCCGAAGGCAGAUUCAUGCGGACCGGAGACGAGGUCGAGUUCAGAGUGUCGCCCAACGGCAACGAACACAUCUGGGUCGUGGAUCGCAUCAAGGAGCUGAUCAAAGUCAAGGGCCACCAAGUCGCCCCUGCAGAGCUCGAGGCGUGCCUGCUCAACCAUCGCGCGGUGGCCGACUGCGCCGUUAUUCCCAUCCCAGACGACCGGGCGGGCGAAGUACCCAAGGCGUUUGUCGUGAAGGCCAAGUCGAUAGGCAUGGAGGAAAGCGAGGCCCUCCUCAAGCGCGACAUCAUCAAGCACGUCGAGAAGGAGAAGGCUCGGCACAAGUGGCUCGCCGGCGGAGUGGAAUUCAUCGACGUCAUCCCCAAGAGCGCCAGCGGCAAGAUUCUCAGGAGGCUGCUGAGGGAUCGAGAAAAGGAGGCGAGAAGGAAGGCUGGCGCCAGGUUGUGA
Cladophialophora psammophila CBS 110553 is the source of this 1740-nucleotide messenger RNA. RefSeq lists its product as uncharacterized. NCBI's taxonomy places the organism in Eukaryota, Fungi, Ascomycota, Eurotiomycetes, Chaetothyriales, Herpotrichiellaceae. The record is from RefSeq and is a predicted model, not a curated record. The coding region runs from base 1 to 1740 and encodes 579 amino acids. The transcript has 4 exons. Gene Ontology annotation, molecular function: CoA-ligase activity.